Penicillium oxalicum is the source of this 3660-nucleotide messenger RNA. RefSeq names its product putative checkpoint protein kinase (SldA). The transcript is spliced from 3 exons. Gene Ontology annotation, molecular function: protein kinase activity; ATP binding. Bases 1 to 3660 code for a protein of 1219 amino acids. NCBI's taxonomy places the organism in Eukaryota, Fungi, Ascomycota, Eurotiomycetes, Eurotiales, Aspergillaceae. The record is from RefSeq and is a predicted model, not a curated record. Gene Ontology annotation, biological process: protein phosphorylation; meiotic sister chromatid cohesion, centromeric; mitotic spindle assembly checkpoint signaling.
AUGGCGGGACACGACGAUCCGAUCGAUUUCAACAUCAUUGAGGCACAGAAAGAGAACGUUCAAUCUCUCCCAGGUGGUAGAUCAGCCCGGGAAUUGGCACGCAUUUUUUCUGGAGGCAGCAUGAGCGACAAAUCACCGGCACCUUCCCCGAAUGACACGAGAACCAUCAAUGGCGCAAUCCGACAGGAAUAUGAGAAUGAGUUGGAAUCAAUAGGGGAAUCAGACGAUCCUCUCGACGUUUACGACCGCUAUGUCAAAUGGACGCUCAGUGCUUAUCCGUCCGCUCAAGCGACACCCGAGUCCGGGCUCCUCCCAUUGCUUGAACGUGCGACCAAAUCUUUCCUGUCAUCUUCACAUUACCGGAAUGACCCACGGUAUCUACGGAUAUGGAUGCACUAUAUCAGACUUUUUUCAGAUGCCCCGCGCGAGGCCUUCGCUUUCCUGGCCCGCCACCACAUCGGCGAGGGUCUCGCUUUGUUCUACGAAGAAUUUGCCGCCUGGCUGGAGGGUGCUGGGCGUUGGACACAGGCUGAUGAGGUUUACCGGUUGGGCAUAGAUCGUGAGGCGCGGCCCGUUGAGCGGCUUGCACGAAAGUACAACGAAUUUCAACAGCGCUACGAACAACACGUUCAGGAUGCUGGGCCAUCCUCGCCUGCCCUCCCGGCUGUACGACCUGCUCUUGCAGCAAAGAAGGACCCAUUCGCCCCGACCGAAGCUGCUGUAGACCCGCAAGCCUCGCGACCAGCGACGGCUGCUGCUGCUGCUCCGGCCAAAACGAAGUCAGGGAAAAUGAAGAUGGCAAUCUUCUCCGAUGCUGACGCUGCACAGACUAGCCAGCCAGCGACCAGUGGACAGUCAAAGGGCUGGGAUAGCAUUGGCUCAAUGAGAGAACGCCGGAAGGAAAAUGAAGUAGAGGCCAAGCCUUGGGCUGGGGAGACACUGAAGGCGGGAAAGAAGCCAGCGCCCACGCAAAAAAUGGCUAUUUUCAGGGACCAGUCCAAUCCAAAUCCACCUUCAGAGCUACCAAGUGGCCCCAAGAAAGUUCCAGAACAUCAUGUAAGGGAAGCCGUCAAUCCGCGGACCGGUCGGAGAGAGCGCGUUUUCGUCGAUCUAGAGGCAGUAUAUCCUGAUCCCGGCAAUCCAUUGAACGAAGUUAGUUUUGAGGAGUUGCGAGCUAUGAGACGCGGAUGGACGAGUAAAGACUGGCGAGUUCAAAAGGAGCCCUUGCGACCAAUUUCCGGCAACAAGGCAGGAGAUGCUCCACCUGGAAAACUCAAGAUCUUUGUCGAUGAUCAACCCAGCCGAAAGUCGUUACAAAAGUCAGCAGGUGAUGGGCAUGUAUCCCAAACCAAUCAUCGAGAGGAGGCUCAAGAAAAUAAGGGAAGUAAAGCGAAGAAGUUCAAAGUGCAGGGCGAGACCCAGACCAUCAAAAUGAAAUUCGAUUCGCCGACAAAUUCGAAGGUGCGAAGGAAGAGCACUCGAGAGCCAACAAUGACUAUGCACACUCGGGCUGCCACAGAUGAGAUAUAUGGCAUCUUUAACCAACCUCUCAAGGCUGAACUGGAGGACCCGGCCGACAGUCUUUACGGCAGCGAGUAUGAGGAUGAUGACUGUGCAAGUACCGUGGACAGUACUGGCACCGGCCACAUCUCCGCCGCCUCGAGCGACUUUGGCGACGAUGAGACUCACACGUUCCAUAAAUCUUACGAUGACACAGAAUAUGAUGAUGCUAAUACCACUCGCGCUGAGAGUAUUGCGGGAGACGAUUGGACCGAGUUCAGUGUCAGCAGAGAUGUGCCUGGGCAUGAGCCCUUCAACGCCACGUCUCAUUCUGUCACGACCGAGGAAGAGGUUGAGUCGCAGCAUGGUACUCCGGAAAAGGAGAGAUUUGUACCUCGAAUGCCCGACGACUACAAUCCGCCAUACGGAACGUAUCGUGAUCCCGCCGUGAUGGCUCAGAAUAGGCUUCCAUUCAUGACUCCUAUUGUGGAACGAACGGAAUCUUCCAUCUCCAUGACGGCUGCGCGGAGUCUGUACAAUGCGAAAACUCCAUCGAAGCCACGUUCUCCAGGUGGCAUACCUCAGAUGGGCAAUCUUUUGUCCAGCCCGGUUGGAACAGCAACACCAUUUCAUGCCGACCAUACAGUCAACUCGAUUGUCGAUGUGCCUUUCAGCCCCACUGCUUUUAAGACGCUUGCGCCAAAGUCCCGUCGAAGGGAAGUUGUUAUAAAGGACCUGCAGUGCAACCCAACUGAUAAGGGUAUUCGCAAUACAAUCCUCAACUCCCUCGAGCCGCCACUAGCCAGCUACGCUGGAUAUCACAACCACGGCCAAGAAAGCAAUUAUUCCAGCAUGAUACAAAAAUUCGUGAGGGCACAUAACCGGAAGUCUAAGGCUGCUGACGACGACCGGGGUGAUAUGCCCGUUCUUGAGUUUCCAGGUGCCGAGCGCAGCUACAUCAUUCGUCGUGAGCUUGGCGCUGGCGCAUACGCCCCGGUAUAUCUUGCCGAGAGUAUCGAAAACCAGGGGAUUGUUGGGAUCGAGCACGAUGAGAACCAUGUCGACGGCAGAAUGAAAACCAACUCAGUAGGUGGGUCACGGUUCUCAUUUGAGGCCAUCAAGGUCGAAAAGGGCCCUUCAAGCGCUUGGGAAUUUUACAUGAUCAAGACUGCCCAAGAGCGUUUACGGAAAGCGUCUUUACAUUCUCGAGCCGUUGACAGCGUUGUUCGCGCUCAUGAACUUCACGUCCACCAGCGGGAGAGCUUCCUAGUUGAAGACUACCGAGGCCAAGGCACACUUCUUGACCUGGUGAACGUCCUCCGGAAUGACGCCAUCAGCACCGCACACCCUAGUGACGGAGGCUUGGACGAGUGUCUGGCGAUGUUCUUCUCAAUCGAGCUCUUGCGGACAGUUGAGGCUCUUCACGCCACGGGGAUCCUUCACGGUGACAUUAAAGCCGACAAUUGCCUCGUGCGUCUCGACGAGGCCACCCCUGCCGACCCACCCACCAAAUCUCUCUCUCUGCUUGACCUUGGCGGCGACGAAAACGGGCCCUUCCCGGACCCUCGUGAUUCACCCGCGUACGCGCCCUCUGGUGCAUACGGCUGGCAUGCCAAGGGACUCGCCUUGAUCGACUUUGGCCGCGCCAUUGACAUGAACGCAUUCAACCCGAACGUCCAGUUCCUCGCAGACUGGGAGACGGGGACCCACGAAUGCAACGAAAUCCGCGAAGCUCGCCCCUGGACUCACCAAAUUGACCUGUACGGCAUCGCGGGCGUCAUCCACGUCCUCUUAUUCGGAAAAUACAUCGAGAGUGCGCCCGUUCGAGCAAGCGACGGUGCGAACAUGCGCACCUACCGAAUUCGCGAAACUUUAAAACGGUACUGGGAUCGUGAGAUCUGGAGCGACGUCUUUGAUCUCUUGCUUAACCCAGGGGCUAAUCGAUGGGUCGCCAUGGAGCUUGGAGACAGCUCGACUGGUCAGGAGUCGGAUCAUUCACACCCCGGCCCUGUCCUCCCGGUCCUCCAGUCCAUGGCCUAUGUUAGGCGUCGAAUGGAAGAUUGGCUUGUUGCACACUCCGAGAAAAAGGGUCUUUCUCUACAAUUGCGGAGAAUCGAGACUGCUUUGGCAGACAGAAAGAGAAAGCUCGAACGGGCUUGA